AUGAGAUUCAUUGCCACUUUAUUAGUUUUCCUUGCCGUUUUAUUUGUUGUUAGAUCCGAAGAUGCUAUUAAACUUGUCAGAUAUUGUUCACCAGACAAAGCUGCUCUUGUAGAUGCUGCACUCCCAACCUCUGAUCCAUCAAACUGCCCAGCUGCUAAUGGUAAAACUGUUGAAAUUGGUGUCGGAUCUUGCCAAACCUAUACCGAUAUUUGCCAACCAAUUGUUAAAGGUCAAGCUAAAGUUACAGCUUUAGCAGAUUCCAAAUUUAAAGUUGAUCUUUUCAACUCUGGUUGUGAAACUGAAGGUUCCACACCAAUUUCAACCCAAGAAGUCGAAUGUAGUAAAUGUUACCAACUUACUGUUAAUGAUAUGUCAUUAGGUUACUUCUCAGUUGAAUGCCCAGCUGCUUCAUCAGCAUCAGAACCAGCCAGUGAAAGUACUUCAUCAUCAUCAUCAACUAUUGUUGCCUCAGCUGCUCUCGCUUUAGGUUCAAUCGCUGCUGCUUUAUUAUAA
Messenger RNA from Dictyostelium purpureum, 513 nucleotides. RefSeq lists its product as uncharacterized. Bases 1 to 513 code for a protein of 170 amino acids. NCBI's taxonomy places the organism in Eukaryota, Evosea, Eumycetozoa, Dictyosteliales, Dictyosteliaceae. The transcript has a single exon. The record is from RefSeq and is a predicted model, not a curated record.